UUUUACUUCGAUCCUGAAACACACUGGCUCGAUCUCACAGACCCAACAGGCGGCAGUCAGUUCCUAGGGGUUGCAUAUCUCAUCGAAAAAUUUCUCUCAAAUCUCCUUGACCGACAUUGCGUCUUCUAUUUAGCAUUUUUUGAGGUGCAUAAAUUCAUCUGGAGAGAAAAUUCAAAAUUUUUGGUGGUCAGGCAAGCUAUAAUAGAGCAUUUAAAAGAAAAUGUGAGCAAAGUCAAAUUAAUCGAAUUUAAGAAUUGGUGGGAAGAAGAAUGGAAAGAAUUUCUUGACACACGGCAACCUCUUUUCGUUUUGCUGGGUGAUGGACAGCAGAACAAGCUAGUUAGCAAAAGUUCAUCAGAUGAGGUCAUACUUAUAGCAAAAAAUCUAGCAUGCUUUUGUCAAGCCUUUAUGUUUUCCUGUAUAAUGAAAGAUGUGUACGUUGCCCUGCUUCCAGGAUUACUUUUCAAAGAUUCUCGUGCUUUUGCAUUCGUUUUCGACAGGAUUGGAUAUUAUUUAAGCAAACAAGACUGUACUAAUCUUGAGGAAGAGAUCCAUGAAGUUUUGUCCACACAUUUCCCGAUCCCCACUUCAUCAACAGACAUCCACGACCACGAAGCUGUUUCCGCAGUCUGUCGACUUGAAAGCUCCGGCAGUCAACGAAUGCUUUAUAUAAUUCUUUCUGUAUAUUAUAUCCUUUUAAAUCAAUGGUUUUCUGAUGGCGUGAUAAAAGCAUUUAUCUACCAUGCUAUGUUGUUAGACUAUCUUCCACUCAAGGCGCGUGCUCACAAACCCUUGAUCUCAACAUCUCCGGAGGUUGUCACUUUUUUGGAUGAGUUUUAUAAACAAUGUGCGCAGCUAUUCAUGGAUUCUUAUUGGCAACGUCAGGCUAAGGCUUUUAAAUUAGCUUGUAACCUAGGCGACUUUAUCGAUGCAAGAUUAUAUGCUGUUCUUUUUUCUUUAUCCGAACUUGAUCUUGUCUUACCAUCCGAAAUUCAAGAGAAAGCUGAAGUGAUAUUGGAUAUCCUAUUAAAACAUCGUCAAUCAAAAAUCCAUAGCACAUUACCAGGUUCCCCUACUGUUAUUCUUUCACCACUAUCUGGGGAUACCAAUAGUCUGCCGGAACUUCGUUUGCUUCCAUUUAGAUUCCCAUUUUAUGAGGAAUACCUUGGCAACAUGAAUAUAGACGUCGAUGAAGCGGUUGUGGUCGAUGAAGAAAUCGAUUAUGGAAAAUAUGGUCAAAACGGCAAAACAAAGUAUAUCGACGAAUAUCAUUGGCACGUAAGUAAACCUUUAGAUAAAGUUAAAAUUCAAACCAGCAAACAGCAGAGAAAUUAUCAAAAAUACGUGCGAUUUAUGCAAGCCUAUGCUACAUCACUGGGUACCACACACAAUCAGACGAUCACGGUUGAUAGAAAGAACUCAAAUAAUCAGAAAAAAGAAAAAAAAGCAAUUAAGGCAAACAAAAUGAGUUCUAAGGGGAAAGCUAUUAUCGAAGCUAAUAAAAAAACGAUUCUUGAGAAAGCUGCCGCUGAUUCUCGGCGAAUUCUAAAAACAUGGUCGGAUGAGAUCGAUAGUUUGAAGAGCACCGAGGAAAAACUGAAACGACUCUUGGGGCUCCUAAAAAAUCCGGGGAGGCUGCAACAUCCCCCGACAAUGAUGAAGGCACAGCUCAUAAAAUUACAACUGCAAUUACAGUUUUGGGCCGAUGAACUCAAUAAGGAUAAACGUGAUGGUCACACCGACUUUUCCAAGGCCAUGGACGUUUAUCGACAAGUGUUUAGUAUAUUCCACGAAUUUUCGGAUAUCAUGACAAGUGAAGUAAAACAGAUAUUGGAAAAGGUCUUGGAACGACUUGGCAUGGAAUCCUCAGCAAAGAAGAUUCGCGAAUUUAUUCUAAAAACCAACAUGAACCAAUCAGAAUAUUUAUUCCAAUUCCCUUCGAGACCUAAUAACCUUUCAGUUGGAAUUUCAGACGCGCGAUUCCAAAUGAAGUACGGUGGUCACUCGAUGGCUCGUGAUACAAAUGCAGUGGACGAUCCGAGGGUAAAGACGUUCAGGCCAGACUCUUGGCAAGUGGAAGUGUUAAACAUCAUUGACCGUAAAGAAUCUGCAUUGGUAUGUUGUCCCACAUCUUCGGGGAAGACAUUCAUUGCCUUUUACGCGAUGGAACAAAUAUUGAGAGAGGACGAUGAAGGAAUCAUUGUCUAUGUGGCACCUACCAAAGCGCUUGUCAAUCAAGUUGCAGCAGAGGUAUAUGGAAGAUUUACGAAAAACUAUCCCAGUGCAAUGUCGCAUUGGGGCAUUUAUACACGUGACUACCGCGAGAAUCACGACUGUUGUCAGAUACUGGUUACCGUGCCAGAUAUGCUCGAGAUACUCAUGUUGUCACCAAACCGCUCUGAUGAUUGGUCCCCAAAGAUCCGCCGGAUCAUCUUUGAUGAGAUCCAUUCUAUAGGCGAAUCAGAGAGCGGCGUAGUGUGGGAACAUCUUCUUCUCAUAUCUCAAUGUCCUAUUCUCGCACUCUCUGCCACCGUUGGAAACCCAUCGGAGUUUCACAGCUGGGUUGAAAAGGCACAAAAAUUACGUGGCCAUAAGAUGCACCUGAUAAUGAGCGAUAAGAGAUAUUCAGAAUUAGUGAAAUUUGCUUAUAUUCCUUCGCUCCCAUUCCCUACUUUUGAGACGGUAUAUCCAAAAACAACUGAUUGUUUUAUUCCGGUUCAUCCAUGUUCUGCAUUGUCUUGGGUAAUACUGAAGGAAAAAGGGUUUCCAACAGAUAUGAAAAUCUUGCCCGAUGAAUGUGUUCAAUUAUAUGAUAAGAUGUGCCAAGUUUCUGGUAGUAAUGAUAAAAAAAUGCUAAAACGACUGAAUCCAGACAAUUGGUUUCGGGACAAGAUACCAAUCACAAAGGUAGAUGCCAGUGAAUACGAAAAGACCAUAAAGGAAGCCUUCCGGAAUUGGUCCACGAAUGAAAGUACAGUGCAAUUCGUUAAACAAAUUAUCAAUGAUUUCAGGAGCCUUCUGGAAAAGCGAUUCUCGAAACUUGAGGCCAGCGGUUUUGUCCUAUCUGAAGCUAACGUUGACAUAAAGCAAGAAGUCAAAGAAGUCAAGGGAAAAUUUGACAUGUAUGACGAUGAUUUCUUGAAAUAUGCAAUACUCAAUCUAGCCGCCGAACUCAACAGUCAGGAUAAACUCCCAGCUAUUUUCUUUCACUUUGAUCGUCGUGGAUGCAACACACUUGCCCUGAAAAUCUUCGAAACAUUAGAAUCUAAAGAGGCUGAGAUACGAGAAAACGACAAAGAAUAUCAAAAGCGAAAAAAAACGGCAAUAUUACAGACCGAAGCUAGAGAAAAACUUUCAAAAAAGAUUUCAGAAUCGAAGAAAAAGAAAGGUCGACGCGACGACGAUGAGUUUUCUGAUUCAGCGGUUCACGAUGACGACCCAGAGAUUUUUGAUUGGGAGAAGAAUGAUCCGAGAUUUAGUUUUGUACCAAUGAAUCCGUCAAUUACUGAUAAAGAAGUUGAUGAAUUAAUUGAGCAUCAAAGUUGGAACAAGGAGAAAACUUUCUUUUGGAAAGCAUUAAAAAGGGGCAUUGGUAUACAUCAUGGAGGAAUGCCAAAAAAGUAUCUGCAAACUGUUGAAAUAUUGUUUCGGAAAAAAUAUGUUCGAGUUGUAAUUGCAACCGGCACAUUGGCUUUAGGUAUAAAUAUGCCUUGUAAAACGGUUAUUUUUACUGGUGACUCGGUAUUUUUGACUGCGCUGAAUUACAGGCGAGUGCUUAUGCUGUAUUGA
Ambispora leptoticha is the source of this 3789-nucleotide messenger RNA. NCBI's taxonomy places the organism in Eukaryota, Fungi, Glomeromycota, Glomeromycetes, Archaeosporales, Ambisporaceae. The record is from the annotation of a GenBank genome assembly.